AUGUCUGAGUCGAAGGACCAAGUCACCGUCCAGGCAUCUGGUGUAGACCAUGAUACUUCUACCCAUUCACUAGCCAAAGAUGCCCAGUUGGGCGCACAGAGUUCGAGUUCCCAGGCGGAAGCCUCCGAGAGCCCUGUGCAACCUGCGGACCUAGUCGAUCAGAAGAAGGGGUUCUUUGGCUACUUCAAGACUAAGGAAUUCUAUAUCACCUUGGUUCUAGGUCAAAUCCUCGCUAUUGCCAAUACCUCGACGGGUACAUUCACAACGCUACUCGGCCAGGAACAAUGGGCAAUCCCUGCGUUCCAAACCUUCCUAAACUAUGUGCUACUCAACGCCAUUUUCACUCCUUAUACGAUGUACCGUUACGGCUUCAAGGGCUGGCUCCGACUGGUAUGGCGUGACGGCUGGAAAUACAUCAUCCUUGCUUUCUGUGACGUGGAAGGCAACUACUUCAUUGUUUUAGCAUACCAAUACACAACCAUGCUAAGCGCGCAACUGAUCAACUUCUGGGCCAUCGUCGUGGUCGUCAUCAUCUCAUUCCUGUUCCUGCGCGUACGCUACCACAUCACCCAAAUUGCAGGUAUCAUAAUCUGCAUCGGCGGCAUGGGCAUCCUCAUUGCCUCGGACCACAUCACCGGCACCAACGGCGGAGACGUAUCCCAAGGCAACCAACUGAAGGGCGACCUGUUCGCGCUGCCAGGCGCAAGCUUCUAUGGUCUCACCAACACGGGAGAAGAGUACUUCGUCAGUACUCGACCCGUGUACGAGGUGCUGGGUCAGAUGUCAUUCUUCGCAAUGAUCAUCAACGGUGUGCAGGCCGGUAUAUUCGACCGGACCUCCUUCGACAAUGCGCACUGGAACGGGAAGGUCGGCGGAUAUCUCACCGGCUACACCCUGUGUUUGAGCUUGUUCUACUGUCUCGCACCGCUGUUGUUCCGUCUUUCGUCGGCGGCUUUCUUCAACGUCUCCAUGCUCACCAUGAACUUCUGGGGUGUGAUCAUUGGCGUCAAGGUCUUCCACUAUUCUAUCCAUUGGAUGUACCCGAUUGCCUUUGUUCUGAUUAUUGUCGGUCAGCUCAUCUACUUCCUCGCUCAGAAGGUCUUGAGCGAAGCCCGCAAGCCCUGGCUGGGGACUAACCAGGAACGUGGUGUUGUUGGUCUUUUCACUGCAAAGAGGAAGAUCGUGCAUACUAUCCCUGCUGCUGCGGAAUAUGAUCAGAACCCUGAGCAUACCCCCGGGCACACUACCACGGUGAACAAUAGCGCUGUCUGA
Penicillium mononematosum is the source of this 1272-nucleotide messenger RNA. Its product is annotated as DUF914 domain membrane protein. The transcript has 3 exons. Gene Ontology annotation, cellular component: membrane. Gene Ontology annotation, molecular function: transmembrane transporter activity. Gene Ontology annotation, biological process: transmembrane transport. NCBI's taxonomy places the organism in Eukaryota, Fungi, Ascomycota, Eurotiomycetes, Eurotiales, Aspergillaceae. The coding region runs from base 1 to 1272 and encodes 423 amino acids. The record is from RefSeq and is a predicted model, not a curated record.